Molecule: messenger RNA, 1487 nt
Organism: Spodoptera litura
Lineage: Eukaryota; Metazoa; Arthropoda; Insecta; Lepidoptera; Noctuidae
Source: RefSeq, a predicted model, not a curated record
UUCAAAACUUCAAAAUCAAAUCACAAACGGUUGUCGUGGAAACAGAUUUGUUUACGAUUAAAAUAUUACUAUUAAGCUCCGUGUUUUAUUUAUCUUACAAAAAGUACACAAGUAAUUAUCUAUCUAGUAGAUUCUGUAACGAGCACAGAGAAUGUUUGCAUGGACAUUAAAAUGACCCAAGAAAAUAUUCUGCUUGAGAUUAUUAGGGAAGUUUGUAGUGAAAAUAAUAAAUUGCCAGACAAACUGAAAGGCAAAGUGAACCGGAUUAUUGCCGACUGUGACCUGUCUUAUUACUCGAGCCUGCACAAGCUCAGUACUGGAGAUGAAAGCACUGCUACUGUUCUGGGGUUCAUGCACCAGUCCGCAGCCGAGCUAACAUUUGAUGAACAGUCUGAAUUUAACCAGGCAGUUCUUCAAAAGAUACAAACAAAGUUGCCAGCCUUUACUGCAGAACUCGAACAUCUUAAACAGUCAACUAGCACCGCUAAGCCACUGAAGGAUGAGAAGAAGGAACUUCAGAACAGUAUUGAUAAUAAACUGAGCACUCUUGAAGAACAGGAGAGUGAGAAAGUGGAGCUGAUGAUGGAGUGGCUGAAUCAUAGGCUGCGGGAUGUUACCAAGUUCAGUCAUGAUUCAAGUGAGCUGCUGACUCUGAAGACUAAGAUCUUGGAUUUGAAGUCGAAGAUUCUUCACUUACAAAUUCUGCAGAAUAUCUUCACUGAAACGAAUCAGUCGAUCAAGGCAUACAGUGAAAUACACAAGGACAUGAAAGAUUCCAUCAAGGAGACUGAGCAGAGGAUCAAACACUUCAGGAGUAUUAUUGAUAGUGAUGGCAAUUAACUAAGUAACAUGUAUAUCAUCUCGUGCUAAACCUAGGUAGGUGCUUAGGUCCUUCUUACUUGAACUCAGAGGCGGAUUAAACCUAUAGAGCGUCCUAGGCAAGCACCUCACAGACGCAUCAAAUUUUUUCUAUAGGCUGUAGGACACGCGCGUCUCGCGACACCCAUCUGUAUCCUGGGACCUUAGACAGUAGGCACUUGCCCCAGCAAGCUUGCCUUAGGGAUAAUGUCGCUCUGCUUGAACCUCAUACCUUAAAAGCUGUGACGUAAUCAAAAGAUUUGUGUCUCCUAAUAAUAAAACUCAUUUCGGAGGUGUAUAACAAACAUCUAGGUACUUAACAAAGUACUAAGAUACCUACGUUCCGAUGUGUAAACGUCACUGUCUAUUAAAAAUAUUUUAACUGGAUGGAUACCUAUUUAUGAGUUUUUUUGUAAACAUUUUAAUGAAAACGUAUUUAAUUAAAGCCAUUAAGGAAAAUGCAUGUCUAUCCGCCUGUUCGUGUGAAAUACCACUUGAUCCUAAUAUAACUAGCCGUCUCCCCUGCCGGAUAUUUCUAAAAUGUAUUAAUUAUUAUUUACCUGCAAAGUGUGAACAGGAACUAUUAUUUUCGUUUUGUUAUUUAAUUUUUCUGUUAUUUCGUAAUAAAC